Sycon ciliatum is the source of this 4281-nucleotide messenger RNA. RefSeq lists its product as uncharacterized. Gene Ontology annotation, molecular function: phosphatidylinositol binding; protein binding. The transcript is spliced from 12 exons. The record is from RefSeq and is a predicted model, not a curated record. Bases 456 to 3212 code for a protein of 918 amino acids. NCBI's taxonomy places the organism in Eukaryota, Metazoa, Porifera, Calcarea, Leucosolenida, Sycettidae.
GAUAAUCAUGUCUGUCAUUGCUGUCAAUCCUAUCAAUGCUGCAUACUCCCUUGCUCCUUACAAUAGAACAGAUCAACACGAACUUGAAGUGGAUGUAGAAGGUUGUCUACCUUUUCGCAACAUUGCAAUCCUGCUGAUCGGUGGCGUUGGAAUCACCUGAUCCUUGCGCCGAGCUAGUACAGUAGUAAGAGAGCAGUCAAUAAUUACAUUUGCGACAGGGUGCUAAAUUGCAUGCAGAGGUUACAAAUAAGUCGAUGCAUGCCAUGUUCAGAAUGUUCGUCGUGGAGUUGGGAUCACCUGUGCAUUGUUUGGUAUCGUAUGAGAACAUUUCUCACGAAUGAGACUGCAGUUGUAGACCCGGCUAGCUAACUGUAUCCUACAAAAAAAUAUCAACUCCGGUACUGUCGGAUUUUCUCCUUACCUGUCCCCGAGCCUGUGCGACAAAAUAGGUUAUCAUGGUAGCGGUGUGUAAAGACGAUGUGCUGCUAUGGUUCAAGGAAUCCUCUGCCAGCAGUCGAGUGAAUGUCUACUCCGGCAUGCUGAAAUGCUGCACGCCGUUCGAGCUGAGAUACUUCUUCACACUGCUAGAGGACGCGCUCAAAGACUGCUACCAGUCGCUCCGGUCCGCAGAGCAGAAAGUGAACAAGUUCAUCACCUCACCUCCAGCAGCUAGCCCCAGGCACGUGGAGGCCGUGCAUCCGUGCGCGGCGGCGAAACUGUCGAAUGACGAGGAUCGCGCCAACCUGCUCGCCACGCUGGCCCUGCUGAAGGGCACAAACCACACCGUCGCCAGCCAACUCCUGUACCCGGUCCUGUCCACAAUCAAGAAAGAGUACGUGGCCAGCGAGAAUGACGCGCGCGAGGAGUUCCUACUCAUGCUCAACAUGGCAGCGAGCCAUCCGGCUUUCUCGUUCGCCGAGCGGCGGAUUUUCUGGGACAAGAUCGACACGUUGUGUGAGGCGGUAUCCGUGGCAACGCCGGGUAGCAAUGACCAUGAUCGAGGACUGCUCAAGAAAGAGAGGUGUCAAGAGGCGCGUACCAGUGUACUAAGCUUUAUGGACGACUGGGCGGACACCGGUACUACUAACUGGGCGGAGAGCGGCGAUGUAGUCCCGGACAUUAUCAUUGUCUCUGGCUGUCAGAAAAGCAAGGGAAGCGGCCGCUUCGACACCAUUCGUUUCGAAUACAUAUUCGAAGUGACUUGGUCGGAUGGCACGUUCAACCGGUGCUUCAAGACCUACAACGACCUCUUCCAGUUCCAGAACAAGCUUCUCAAUGAAAAUGCAGUGGCUGCUGGCAAAGGUGCCUCUCCCCGUAUUAUUCCUUUCCUGCCAGGCAAGAAGCUGCUGACAAAGGCAACGCGUGAGCUGGCCGAGAAGCGCCUUCCGGAGAUAGCAGAGUAUGCCCAGAAGCUCACCGAGCUGCCUCAGUACAUGCUGACCACUCCGCUCGUAGUGGACUUCUUCAACAGCGUCACGACGACCACCAGUGGUACAUCCAUUGCUGCUGUGGACGGCGGCGCCUUGGAAGACAGUCCUAUCACUGUCACUGCACUACCAGCCAGUGCCGGCAGUGGUGAUGCCGUCGGGGCGGCUACGCUGCUGAGCGGCGCCGGAGGUGAUUCCAAUGGCAGCUCGGUGUCCACCGCCACUAGCCAGCAUCACUCUCCGGACGGCCGUGAAGCAGCUGCUGCUGGUAGUGACAUUGCCGCCACUCCGGUGCUGAGCGGCGCUGAGUCCAGUGGUAGCUCUGCCGCCGCCACCUCCAAGGAUUCUCAGGACAGCUUGAUGACUAUCCACCAGUCUGAGGGAUCGCUGCAGGUCAGCGCAAACACGUCGCUGGCACGCCCGCGUGACCAGUCCUCGCUGCGUCCCGGCAGCACCAGGCCGGUGCCCAUCUCCAUCACGGAGGUGGACGAGGAGCACUGCGAACACCAGUGUGUUCCUCGUCUCGGCGGCGGUGUGGUCUACUUCAAGAAAGACCAGGUCAUGACCACCACGUCGCUGACCUUUUUGGAACAGUACGGAUCAGCGUCCAGGCUAGCCUCGGAAAAGUGCAGGCGGUCCUCGCCGUCGGGUUCAGGCAUGACUGGCACGGCAGAGUUGAUACAACUGGGUACAACUCUUCCGGACUCCAUCACCGCUGGCUCACUGGAACACGGUCUGUCGGGGAGAUCGUCGGUUGCCAGUCCGAGCGAUCUACCGUCCUCGCACGGCGAUGAUAGCUCAGGCCUCCUUCUGACGGAGCAUCGGCACACCGAGCCCACCCAGCGACGCCGCAUAUCUGCCUCGUCCUCGACGACGCUACUGAGUCGCACUGGCUCAUGCACCAGCCUAGCAUCGCGCACCAGUGCCAGCACCGAGGUGAAGACGUUCUCGUCCCUGCAGGACUGGCUGAGGGCGCUACGCCUGCACAAAUACUCCAGCACUCUGGAAGAGUACAACUUUAGCACGCUGAUGCGCCUGACAUCUGAGGAGUUGGAUGCCUUGGAGAUGACUGCUGGUGCUCGGUCCAAGUUAGUCAAUCAGAUCGAGUGGAUGAAGAAGAAUGACUGUGAUCAGUUUGCCAUACUGUACAGAGGUAUCGAAUCUGGAAAGAAGAACCGCAAUCGCGCUGGCUCCAUGGCCAGUAUGGAUCUGAGUGACAGUAGCUCGCAGGUAUCCGUAGGCGGAAUUCACUCGGGCGGCGGGGCGGCCCAAAAGCCUAGUCAAGACACACAGGCACCAAAGUCUAGCGUAUCACCUUCUUCCUCCGCAUGGUCUCUACCCGAUAUUGUCGGAGGUAGCGACUCACCGGCACACACAGCAGCAGUGACAGUAAGCAAGUCGUACGGAUACUGUCGGCCUGCUGGACCCAACGAGGGUUUCGACGACUCCUUCACAUUGCACCAUACCAACCCAUUCCUUUCCUCAACAAGCCUCGACAACAGCGACACAUCGUUUUUCGGGAGUCACAGCAGCAACCCGUUUCUGUCCUCGGCAAGCCAGGACUCCGUUCCACCAAUCAACAAUUCUACUACUCCACUGGGACAGCCCGGACAGCAAGGACAGUUCCCCGCCAAUGGCCAGAACAGACAUGAAGCGCCCGCACAGCCGCCGCAGCAGGCGCUCUGUUCAUCUCCACAGCUGAGUUCACACAGCCUGUCAUGGAGAAAUACCAGCGCAUGCAGUUCCGGCACGGAUCACACACCACAAGCUAUCAGAAAGCACUGACUUGAUACCAGCCAAGUCCUUGCCAUUACUGAGUUCAACCAGAGAGAGAGAGAAAAGCAACCCUUAUUUAGGAUCGUAUUUACCAACUACAUCUACAUUAGACUAGUUUGCGUCAACAAAUCCGGAAACAAUAUUAUUUAUUUAGGAGAGAGAGACACCUGUGCCCUGCCAGUUUCGAUCUGUAGCAUGUGUAUUUACGUAGAGCUUGGCUGCGCACAACACGUUUGAUUCCGCUGGCUGGAUCCACAUGACGCUGAGCGUCGCCGCGGUUACACAGACCAUUGACGCCCACAAAGCACGAUCAUGUGUCUCCUCCAUCUCCCCCCCCCCACACACACAUGCUUCUUUUGUUUCUCCCACAUACAUGUACUGACACAAACUCGAUGCUGGAGUGGCAUGCAUUGGACCUUUUUUCUUCGCCCUGCUUUCACAGAACUUACUCCUCGCCUGCACUUCCGUUACGAGUAAUGUUUUACGUCGUUCGCACAAUUUUAUUUUAUUAGGAGCACAUUGAAGAAGGAUACGUUUUAUUCUGAAUUGAGCAUAUAUUAUGUAGCUUGAAAGAUGACAGCACACGUCUAACUUAUACUAAGAUCUGUACUAACAAGAAGGUUUCCUCAGAGUUACCUCGCCCCUCGUAAAUUAUACGCUCACAAUCCGGACUACAUGUACCGGUAGCUAGCUGGCUAAACGGACUAGACAGUGCAGCCUAGCAUGCGCUGCUUGUUCGCUGUUUAUUUUCACUUUAAUCGCCACACUGCUGGGUAGAUAUCUGCGCGCUAUGUUUAUGAACUUGAUUUUAACCUUUCCUAAUUAAGUGCAGCUGCACUAGCUAGGCCAGACUUGCCUGCAGGCAAACUGAGCAUUACACUGACUGUAGAUUCAAGGCUUUCGUUUCUUAUCAGCAUUGGGCUGGCUGUGGAACCGAUCAGCGAAGCUUCCGAUUUGUAUCUUCGCACAAUUUUUUUCCGCAGGUUUUUGUAACCUAGAUUACAUUGCAUACCGGUACCGCAGGAUCGACUUGUGUGUACUUGUGUACCAGGCAAGACACGUAUUUUGUAUACAGUCA